Molecule: messenger RNA, 4477 nt
Organism: Mugil cephalus (flathead mullet)
Lineage: Eukaryota; Metazoa; Chordata; Actinopteri; Mugiliformes; Mugilidae
Gene: snx17
Product: sorting nexin 17
Exons: 15
Coding region: 1233-2651 (472 amino acids)
Biological process (GO): signal transduction; intracellular protein transport
Cellular component (GO): early endosome
Molecular function (GO): phosphatidylinositol binding
Source: RefSeq, a predicted model, not a curated record
AUCACAGAAAAUUAGAAUAUUGCAUAAUAAAUGAUUACUUUUAAUUUUGCAGCUUGGCAAAAGCCUCCGGUUUAAUAUUUUAGUGCAGUAUUUUUCUUUUGCCUUACUUUUUUAUUUAAAAUAUUUUGGGCAGUAAGCCAAAAUAGGCAAACAAAAUCGUUGUUGUUUGAAUUUAUCUUCUAAAAUCUUGAGCUUUUCUUUGACUGUAACGAAUUCUGACUGCGCUUUCACUGUCACUUUGGGCUAAACCAACUAAAGUGGCUCCUCCGAGAGAGACGUAUUCUGCUGAAUACAAAACACAGAGUGAAACGUGUUCAUAGUAUGUAUUUGAUUGUCGCCACGUUUAAAGUAAAAUAAUAUCACCGUUUUCUUUUGUUUUACCGUUCGGUCUGAAUGUUUCGCGGCCGUGAAAUGUAGACAUCCCCCUCUCGCCGAAUGUGAGAUGGUACGGCCCAGACGGAUUGUUGCAAUGCCUCUUGAUGGGCCAGUAGGUACCCUGACUGAACACAGGAUGUCUUGACGCUCGUGGCACAUCUGCUGUUUUUCUGCAAUAUAUACCGCAUUUUAUUUAUGUAUAUCAUCCGUCGACGCGUAGACUUUUCUCCCGCAGAUGUAGGAGGCGAGAAAAGCAAGCAAAACAAGUGCAACUGCCCUCUCGCGUAUUCGGAAAGGUUUACCAGCGGCUUUGCGACGCUCUGUGGCUUGUAGGAACCAACUGCACCUUUUAAUCCAGAAACUUCUCUCGGUAUCGAUAUCAUCUACCUGUACGUGUUGGAACAUUUCCGGGGUGUUUUUUCUUACGCCUUUUUUUUAUACAAAUUCCACCAAGUGUGCUGAGACGGUAUUUUAACGCACAAACAGUGAAGGUGUAAUUACUUCACACUUGCAACAUGGCUGCUGUGGGAACCGCACAGAGAAAAGUUUGACGUGGGAGAAGUUUAAUGCGGCUGCGAGUUUGUACGCGAGGAGUUGUCCAGAUCAUAAAGUCGCAGCUGACCUGCCACCGCUGUCCCCGGACUACAAACCAGUGGAUGAACCGUGUGAGAGCCGCCUCCUCCUCCUCCUCCUCCUUCUCCUCCUCCUCCUCCUCCUCCUCCGCCGCCGCCGCCUCCUCCUCCCGAGUCACUGCAGUGGACUUUGUGGGGAAACUGUGGUGUCUUCCUCACUAUCGCAGGCUGUGGUGGCGUUAAAGGACUCGUGUCGUCUGUCUGAGGCCGCAUUUCGAGGUGAAGAUGCAUUUUUCCAUACCCGAAACGGAGGUUCGCUCGGGAGAAAACGGCUCGACAUAUGUGGCCUACAACAUCCAUGUGAACGGCGUGCUGCACUGUCGGGUACGCUACAGUCAACUUCUGGGCCUCCAUGAACAGAUAAAGAAAGAAUAUGGCAGCAAUGUGGUGCCUUCCUUCCCCCCAAAGAAGAUCUUCACCCUGACUCCUGCUGAGGUCGAACAGAGACGGGAACAGCUGGAGAAAUACAUGCAGGCUGUCCGUCAGGAUCCGUUGCUUGGAGCCAGCGAGAUGUUCAACAGCUUCUUGAGGAAAGCACAGCAGGAGACCCAGCAGAUUCCCACAGAAGAGGUCGCUCUAGACAUCUGCCUUUCCAACGGUCAGAAGGUCACGGUCAACAUCCUGACCUCGGAUCAGACGGAGGACGUCCUAGAUGCUGUUGCUACAAAGCUUGACCUCCCAGAUGACCUGGUUGGCUACUUCAGUCUCUUCCUGGUUCGUGAAGGCGUUGACGGAAGUCUGACAUUUGUGCGGAAGCUGCAGGAGUUUGAGCUGCCGUACGUUUCCAUCACCAGCUUGCGGAACUCUGAAUUCCACAUAGUCUUACGGAAAAGCUACUGGGACAUGGCGUACGAUAGUGACGUAAUGGACAACAGAGUCAGCCUGAAUUUGCUAUACGCACAGACAGUGUCUGACAUAGAGCGAGGCUGGAUACUCGUCAACAAAGACCAGCACAGGCAGCUCAAAUCACUGCAGGAGAAAGGCUCCAAGAAAGAAUUCAUUCAUCUAGGUCAGACACUCAAAUAUUAUGGCUAUAUCAAGUUCGACCCUUGUAUCACCGACUUCCCCGAGAAGGGCUGCCAGGUCAUCGUCAGCGCCGGCAACAACGAGCUCAACUUCCACGUCAAGCUGCCCAACGAACAGAUGAAGGAGGGAAGUUUCAAGGUCACACGUAUGAGGUGUUGGCGAGUCACAUCUUCUCAAGUCCCAAUAGCCAACGGUACGACCAACCCCUGCACCUCGGCCAAAUGUGAGGUCAAACUGGAACUGGCCUUCGAGUACCUGAUGAGCAAAGACCGCCUCCAGUGGGUCACCAUCACCAGUCAGCAGGCUAUCAUGAUGAGUAUCUGCCUUCAGUCUAUGGUGGAUGAGCUAAUGGUGAAGAAGUCGGGUGGCAGCAUUAAAAAGCUGCUGAGGAAACGACACAACGGCUCCAUCCACAGGCCCGACAGUCAGCAAGCUGUGAAAUCUCCCCCUCUGCUGGACUCCCCCGACCAAAACCGUGAACAGAUUGUCAAACUCUCAACCAAGCUGAGCUCGGUGUCUCUCAGAGGGAUCAGCGCCUCCAACUCGGCAAACGAUAUCAGCGGCAACGAUUUCCAUGGCAACUAUGCUUUCGAGGGAAUCGGAGACGAUGAUCUGUAACCCUCGAUUCGCCCCCCUCCCCUUUUCAUUCCACUGUCGGGACGACAAAGAUUACGAGCCGAGCCGAGCGGUCCACACAGGCGUCCGAUUCUGCAAGAUUGUAGCUUCUUCCUGGGGAAAACUGCUGCCUUAAGCUCUCAACGAACCUCUGACUGCGUCCUUUCCUUUAGACUCCGAAGGCUCGUCUCCAUUUGCAUCUUAGUUCCAAUCAUUAUAUUCAGACUUUUGUUUUUGAACUGGUGGAAACUACAUGAAGAAAGAUCCUGGAUCCUUCCUGCAGUGGCUGAAUGUUUUUUUUUCCGAGCAGAGAGCCAAAUGUUUAGUUAGACCUGGCACUAGUGAUAACACAGCAGAACUGGACGGAACGACCCAGCCAGCGAAUUCCAGCGAAUGUGAUUUAUCUCAAAAACUGCAGACUAUUCAGAGCGACUGCUUGCCUACACGGACGAUCAUUGUUUGGCUUGGCUGCAUACCAAAACGUUAUUUGUGGUCCUCUUGUGUGUCCUGCUAAUUGUGUGCCAAGUUAGCGAAUAUCUUAGCGAGAUAUCAGCGGUAGAGUCACUCAUCCUGCCUCCAGAAUUAGUCUGAUGCCUUAAACUUUUUGCUUUGUUUUUGCCUCGUGGAGUUCAACCAUCCAACACGUCCCGGGUUCCGGCUAAGCGUCUGUGUCGUCCGACGAUAACUAGAAUCUUGCAGAACUCGAUCCGCGGCCGAUUCGACUGAGCUGCUUGCACUUGCUGAACAAAUCGUUUUGCACAGUAUUACAGGCGGAGACGGAUGUUUGAGUGGGCGCUCGGGGAAACGACUUUAAACAUCGCGCGGAGAGACUUUUGUUUUUCCGGGGGGACUCUGUAAAUCCAUCUAUGAUUUCUUUAUUUUUUAACCAAUUUUUUAAGGUUUCUCAUAAAUGCCAAAUUAUAGUUUACUAAAGCAUUUUGCACAAAAUAAACAUAAAAAUUAUGACAAUGUCACUUUUUAUAUUAUGUACAUGCAAUUAAGUAUUCUGAACCUUUACUAAUAUCUCUAUCAUCAUAGCUUAUUGUAAUCAAAUAGAUCAAAUGUAAUCUAAGCUGUAUGGAACAAAGUUUAAAUGGACCAACAUUUAUCAUGUUUACAUAAUGUUUAGGGGACUUUUAGUUAAAAAUGAGGAGUGUUUACAAAUUUUGCGUCUGAUUUUCCUUUCGGUCCAGCGGGCGGGGAGCGUCGGGAGCGCUCUUCGCGGCUUCACUUCGGUGUAAUUCGUACGUACAUUGUGCCAAUCAUCUCAGAGGAUUUAAGCUGAAAACGGUGCUUUGGUGAAGUGGCUCAUGUGAUCACAAGUGCUGGAGUGAAUAGUGGGUCCGCGGGGAGCGGGCGACGAAACGAACGCGUCCCCCGUUUUCGACGCUGUCCGAAGCCUCUAAAUGUAAAUCAGUGCCAACCUUAUCAGCAGCUUUACUCUCACUGGUAGCCACAACUGCAAACGAAAUGUUCUCAAUAGAAAAUGUCUACUUUUUAUUUUUGAUUCUCGUCGUCUUCGGCUGCUGCGAUCCUUCUCCAUUGUUGCUUUUACGGUCAUUCUUUUUAUUUUUUAUUUUAUUUUAUUGUCUCUGUUGGUGUCAAUACCAAGUACAGAAAGCUCUAAGGUCCUGGGUGUUAAUAAAUGUGUAGGUGCCAAAUUAAAAGUGCAGUUUUUACAUCAGCAUCACUUUUAAAAGUAAAUGUCAACUUUCACGAACAUUGUACUGAUUCAUUCCGCUCACGUGCAGUUUGAUUUUUAGUGGUGAGGUCAGUGACAGCUGUCUUGGUCUGUUUGUCAUAAUGCUAAAAUAAAACUCUGAAAUUCA